Talpa occidentalis (Iberian mole) is the source of this 2724-nucleotide messenger RNA. It is a transcript of the gene PODN, whose product is annotated as podocan. The record is from RefSeq and is a predicted model, not a curated record. Lineage: Eukaryota; Metazoa; Chordata; Mammalia; Eulipotyphla; Talpidae. Bases 51 to 1928 code for a protein of 625 amino acids. The transcript is spliced from 11 exons. Gene Ontology annotation, molecular function: protein binding.
AGUGUGACGGGAAAGGUACUCGUGCCUGGAGUGGUUGCAAAAUCCCUGCCAUGGGGAAGAAAUUGAGCUCACAGGCACUUGGCACCAUGGCCCAGAGCAGGGCGCUGCUGCUCCUGCUGCUGUUGCCUCUGCAGCUGCAGCUGGGAUGGGUGCUGGCGGUGAGGACCCCAGUGUUUGACCGAAGUGCCUCCCCCAACCUGAGCCCUGAAGAGAACGAAUUUGUGGAGGAGGAGCCAGUGCUGGUUCUGAGUCCCGAGGAGCCGGUAUCUGGCCCAGCCACGACAGACUGCCCUCGAGACUGUGCCUGCUCCCAGGAGGGUGUUGUGGACUGCGGGGGCAUCAACCUUCAUGAGUUCCCAGGAGGCCUGCCUGAGCGCACCAACCAUCUGUCCCUGCAGAACAACCAGCUGGAGAAAAUCUACCCUGAGGAGCUUUCCCGGCUGCAUGGGCUGGAGACCCUCAACCUCCAGAACAACCGCCUGACUUCCCGAGGGCUCCCAGAGGAGGCGUUUGAGCAUCUGACCAACCUCAAUUACCUGUACUUGGCCAAUAAUAAGCUGACCUUGGCACCUCGGUUCCUGCCAAACACCCUAAUCAGUGUGGACUUCGCUGCCAACUAUCUUACCAAGAUCUACGGGCUCACCUUUGGCCAGAAGCCAAACUUGAGGUCCGUGUACCUGCACAACAACAAGCUGGCAGAUGCCGGGCUGCCGGACAACACGUUCAAUGGCUCCAGCAACGUCGAGAUUCUCAUCCUGUCCAGCAACUUCCUGCGCCACGUGCCCAAGCACCUGCCUCCUGCCCUCUACAAGCUGCACCUCAAGAACAAUAAGCUGGAGAAGAUCCCACCAGGUGCCUUCAGUGAGCUGAGCAACCUGCGUGAGCUGUACCUGCAGAACAACUACCUGACUGAUGAGGGACUGGACAAUGAGACCUUCUGGAAGCUCUCCAGCCUGGAGUAUCUUGAUUUGUCCAGCAACAACCUGUCGCGGGUGCCCUCCGGGCUGCCGCGCAGCUUGGUGCUGCUGCACCUAGAGAAGAACGCCAUCCAGACCGUGGACGCGGACGUGCUGACCCCCAUUCGGAGCCUCGAGUACCUGCUGCUGCACAGCAACCAGCUGCGCGCGAACGGCAUCCACCCCCUGGCCUUCCACGGCCUCAAGCGACUGCACACAGUGCACCUGUACAACAACGCCCUGGAGCGGGUGCCCAGCGGCCUGCCCCGCCGCGUGCGCACCCUCAUGAUCCUGCACAAUCAGAUCACCGGCAUCGGCCGCGAAGACUUCGCCACCACCUACUUCCUGGAGGAGCUCAACCUCAGCUACAACCGCAUCACCAGCCCGCAGGUGCAUCGCGACGCCUUCCGCAAGCUGCGCCAGCUGCGCUCCCUCGACCUCUCCGGCAACCGGCUGCAAACGCUGCCUCUGGGGUUGCCACGCAACGUGCACGUGCUGAAGGUGAAGCGCAACGAGCUGGCUGCCAUGGCUCGGGGGGCGCUGGCUGGCAUGGCCCAACUGCGUGAGCUCUACCUCACCAGCAACCGGUUGCGCAGUCGGGCCCUGAGCCCCCGCACCUGGACAGACCUUGCCCAUCUGCAGCUGCUGGACAUUGCUGGGAAUCAGCUCACUGAGAUCCCCAAUGGGCUCCCCCAGUCGCUCGAAUACCUGUACCUGCAGAACAACAAGAUCAGCGCCGUGCCCGCCAAUGCCUUCGACUCCACGCCCAACCUCAAGGGCAUCUUUCUCAGGUUUAACAAGCUGGCUGUGGGCUCUGUGGUGGAAAGCGCCUUCCGGAGGCUGAAGCACCUGCAGGUCUUGGACAUAGAAGGCAACUUUGAGUUUGGCACCGUUUCCAAGGACCGGGGUCAGUUGGAGAAGGAAGAAGAUGAGGAGGAUGAGGAGGAUGAGGAGGAAGCGGACAGGCGAUAGUGACCAGGGGAACUGGAUAGAGGACGCUGGACCACCGGAUUCCUUUCUGCAGCACGUGCCUGUGCCUGUGAGCCCCCACUCUGCCACUUCACAGACACACCCUCCCAAAGGUCUUCCUCUGUGCCCCACCCAUCUCCUCCAUCACUCCUUGGGAGUCAUGCAGACUUGGGAUCUGACCCUGCUCUGGCAUUCACGGGUACCUGCUCCCUGCUGGUCCACGGACACAUAUGUGUGGGCGUGCACACACACACACACACACACCAGUUGUGUGCAAACAGCCCUCUGUGGCCUAUGCCACCAACAACUUGUCCCAGUCAGAAACAGCUCAUCAUUUGCCCAUCUGUCCAUCCAUCCGUCUGUCCCCUGGAGAAGACACAGAGCGAUCUCUAUGGCAUCUGUGGCCAGAUGCCUACCACCUCUGGAACUCACAAAAGCUGGCUUUUGUACUUUUCCUUCCUGACUGUGGCCCUGGCACUGGCUGUCCUGCCUUUCAGUUGCUAGGGCAGUCACAGUGCCAGGGCCCCUCCUGUGACCCCCUGGCACCCCCAGGGACCACUGCGAUGGGCAAGCCCCACUGAGGCUUGCUGGGAAAGUCUCCUGGGGCAGGACUGUGGUGGAGGUGUUGGGGCCAGGCCGGGUGAGAGGGAAGGGCUCAGCUGCACCACGAGAUUAACUCUUUGAUUCGUUGGCCUGUGGGGAGUUCUGUUUUUUUAUAAUUUUAUAAGAAAAAAAGGUUAAAAAUGUCAAAGCUGAUUUCUCUUGUUACAGAAAAACUAAUAUAAAGCAUUACCGCUGU